AUGCCAUCAACGACCAUCUCUUCAUCAGCCAAUGAAUGGGCUAUAGCAGAAAGAGAAUUGGCUCAAGAACAACAACUUCAAGAAAAAGUCAUCAAUGAAGAAUUUAAAAUUUGGAAAAAAACCGUUCCUUUAUUAUAUGAUUUUAUUCAUACAUUUGCUUUAAAUUAUCCAUCAACUGUUUUCCAAUGGUUACCAACUUAUAAUAAGAUAGAUGAUGAUAAUGUAGAAGUUAAGUUUGUUCACAGUAAUAAUUCAAUAAAUAAAAUUGAAAAUAGUUUAAAUGUAGCUUCAAUUACAUUACCUUCUUCAAUAAUUCAAUCUAUUGAUUUAACAAUACCAUCAGAUGGAAUAAAUACUUCAAAUUUCAAUAUAAUUAAUAAAUGGAAACAAACUACGGAAGUUAAUACUUUAAAAUUAUCUCCAGAUGGGAAUUCAAUAUUGUCUUUUAAUAGAGAUGGAAUAAUACAUAGUUAUAAUUUUGAUAAUGAUAAUGUUUUAGAUUAUAAAUAUCAUAAACAAAAUGGACAUGCAUUAAAUUGGAUAGAUAAUGAUAGAUUUUUAUCAGGUUCAAAUGAUUCUCAAAUUGCUUUAUGGCAAAGAAAUAAACCUUCAACUCCAAUACAAUUAUUUAAAACUCAUUAUGGAGCAAUUAAUGAUUUAUCAUCAAGUGAUUUAAAUAUUUUUGGUUCAGUAAGUGAUGAUUCAACUACUCAAUUUUUUGAUUUAAGAUCUUCGAAUGAUAUUAAUCCUAUAAUUAAAAUUGAAAAUAAAUUUAUUCAAAAUUGUAUUAAAUUUCAUCCAAAUGUUAAAAAUUUUUAUGCUACUGGUGGUAAAGAUAAUGUUAUAAAUUUAUAUGAUUUAAGAAAUUAUAAAACUCCAUUUCGUAAAUUAUUUGGUCAUAAUGAUUCAAUAAAACAAAUAGAAUGGGAUUGGAGUAAUCCUUCAAUCUUAGUUUCUUCUGGAUUUGAUUCAAGAAUUAUUUUUUGGAAUUUAGAUAAUUUAGAUGAAGAUUUUACAUACCCUGAUACUUCAGCAAAUAAUACUUCGAUUAAUUCUCAAACUAGUAAUUUAACUGAAUCAACAAGAAGAAGAAACCAACAACAACAAGUAAAUAAAGUUGAUCCUUGUUUAAAAUAUAUUCAUGGUGGUCAUGUAAGUAGUAUUAAUGAUUUUGCAAUUCAUCCAAAAUUGAAAAAUUUAUUUGCAAGUGUUGGUGAUGAUAAAUUAUUGGAAAUUUGGAAACCUAAAACUUUAAAUACUGAAAAUGAAGGGGAAGAUGAUGAAGAUGAUGAACAACAAGAAGAAGUAGAAGUGGGAGAAACAAAAGUGGAUGAAAAAGUUGAUGAAGAUGAUGAUGAUGAAGAAAAAGAAGAAGAAGUAGAAGAAGAGGACGAUAUAGAGGAAGAUAAAGAUGAAGAGGUGGAAGAAGAUGGUCAAGCACAAGAAGAAGAUGUGAAUCUAGAUGAAGAAGUAGGAACAGAGACCAAGGAAGAUGAUGAUAAAGUUGAAGAAGUGGCCAAAGAUGUAGUGGAAGAGCCAAAAGAUGAAGAUGUAGAAAUGGAAGAACGAAAAGUUGACACUGACGCAAACUCGGUGGAGAAAGAAGAUAUAGGAGAUGAAACAAGACCUGAAACUGUGGAAACUAGUAAAAAAGAUAUUGAGAUGAAAGAGGAUUGGUAA
Messenger RNA from Lodderomyces jiufengensis, 1680 nucleotides. It is a transcript of the gene UME1, whose product is annotated as Ume1p. The record is from RefSeq and is a predicted model, not a curated record. Gene Ontology annotation, biological process: regulation of gene expression. Gene Ontology annotation, molecular function: histone binding. The transcript has a single exon. NCBI's taxonomy places the organism in Eukaryota, Fungi, Ascomycota, Pichiomycetes, Serinales, Debaryomycetaceae. Gene Ontology annotation, cellular component: nucleus; Rpd3L complex; Rpd3L-Expanded complex. Bases 1 to 1680 code for a protein of 559 amino acids.